Messenger RNA from Solea solea (common sole), 1522 nucleotides. It is a transcript of the gene hoxc1a, whose product is annotated as homeobox C1a. The record is from RefSeq and is a predicted model, not a curated record. Gene Ontology annotation, cellular component: nucleus. Gene Ontology annotation, biological process: regulation of transcription by RNA polymerase II. The coding region runs from base 137 to 1174 and encodes 345 amino acids. Gene Ontology annotation, molecular function: RNA polymerase II cis-regulatory region sequence-specific DNA binding; DNA-binding transcription factor activity, RNA polymerase II-specific. The transcript is spliced from 2 exons. Lineage: Eukaryota; Metazoa; Chordata; Actinopteri; Pleuronectiformes; Soleidae.
ACCAGCGGGGCACGUCAUCUCCAUCAAUCAGGGACCUGCUGUUUCUCCUCUGAGGAAGGUCCCCACGGUCGUCCAGCCGCCUGACCAUGCGUUUGUGAAUGCAUGAGAGGCCGGGCAUGAAGUGCACCCGCGUCCAAUGAGUAUGCAGGGAGAGGUGAUAAUGACUUCCUAUCAAGAGUUAACGGCCGAAGGGGAGAGAAGAAGCCCACUGUUCACCGGCUGCUGCCGAGCAAAAGAGGUCAUAAAGCGGGACCUGUGCGCCAGGACUCAUCCUGAACUCUGCAGCCGUGAUGAGGGGAGAAAACUGGAAGUGGCUUCAAGAUUUAAUUCUCCGCAUCCUCACUACUUAACUCUCAACAACAGUUUAACUCUGUGCACCUCCUCUGUCAGCCCCCCUCUGCCUCCUUCUCCUCCUCCUCCUACUCCUCCUCCAGUGUUUGUGUUUGAGACUCUCGGGGGCUCCUCCACACCGGCCUGCCCCCACUCGUCCCGUGUCCCCUGGCGGUGCAGGGCGCAGGGGCAAAACUCUCCAAGACGCGGACACUGUGCGUCAAAGGACGACGAGACGGGACCUGGCGAUUUUAUGUCACUUUCAGACCAAACUAUUCAAAUCCACUCUUACAGUGGCCUCAACACUGACGUCGCCGUCCGAAGUUCGCUCAGAUCAGACUCUAACAUCAUGGCUGAUACGGAUGAAACUUUUAAGUGGAUGAGAAUAAAGAGGAGUCUGCACAGGGCGGCCGGAGUCCACAUGACCUGCGGGUUCAGUGUUGUUGGCUCGGGUGUCGAAGCUAUGAAGGCUGGAGUAAGAAGCAGCGGCAGCAGCAGCAGCAGUAGCAGCAGCAGCAGAGUCUGCGCGGUGGGUCAUCCCAGCACGAUGACCGGGACCCCGAGGACCAGCUUCAGCACCAAGCAGCUGACCGAGCUGGAGAAGGAGUUCCACUUCAACAAGUACCUGACGCGGGCCAGGCGGGUGGAGGUCGCCUGCGCCCUGCAGCUCAGCGAGACGCAGGUGAAAGUGUGGUUUCAGAACAGACGCAUGAAGCAGAAGAAAUUACAGAGGCACGGCUUGUUCUCAGAGUCGGGGCCCGCGGCUCUGCACUCAGACACCCCGGACACCUGCCUCUCCUCCCUGGGACCGACCUCACCGAAACACCUGCCCCUGAACUCCUGAGCCGCUGGAGCAGCAUCAACCUGCACCUUUUUCAUCCGCGUUUGCAUCGGUUUCACUGAGGCUUCACCUAUAUUUGCUUACACCACGAUGGAUGAUUAUUACAAGAAGCGAGCAAUGGCGAAACUUCUUCAUGCAACAACGGGUCAAAACAAUCAGUCAUCCUCGCCGGCCUCAGACUGGCGCUCUGAUUUGAAUAUUAAAAUUCAAGUCAUUACAUUUCGCGAUCCCAUCUUCUACACAAUGUAAACGACGACAUACAAACUUUAUAUUGAUUGUGAAGCGAUGCAGUGUUUAUUUAUUUUGUACAAUUAUACAGGAACAGACCGUGAAUAUAUUUAUUUAACAGGA